AUGACGAAAGCUCCUGAAAUUGAAGGUACUUAUUUACCUUCACCAUCAUAUCAAUCAACAAUGCUUAACAUUCCGAAUCCUCUUGCACAACAAGAAUAUCGUGAAUCACGUCCAACAGUGGAAAAUUGGUUGAGAACAAAGAUAAGAAAUCCAAAACCCAAGAUUAAAAAUUAUUUUAUUUCAUUUUUUCCUUUUUUAACUUGGAUUUAUCGAUAUAAUUUAACUUGGUUUUGGGGUGAUCUUAUUGCCGGUCUAACAGUAGGUGCUAUUGUCAUACCACAAAGUAUGGCUUAUGCAGGAUUAGCUAAAUUAGCACCACAAUUUGGUUUAUAUAGUUCAUUUGUUGGUGUAAUGAUAUAUUGGUUUUUUGCAACGAGUAAAGAUGUUAGCAUUGGACCUGUUGCUGUUUUAUCAGCAUUAACAGGAACUGUUCUUGAUGAUAUUCAUAAAAUGUAUCCUGAAUUAGAAUUACAUGUAAUCGCUUCUGCUCUUGCUGUUCUAUCUGGAUGUGUUGUUUGUUUAUUGGGAAUACUUCGACUUGGUUUUAUUGUUGAUUUUAUUCCAUUACCAUCACUAGCUGCAUUUAUGACAGGUUCAGCAUUAAAUAUAGCUAUGGGACAAAUUCCAACAUUGAUGGGUAAUAAUAAAUUAUUUGAUACACGUCAAUCAACUUAUCUUGUAUUUAUUAAUUUUUGGAAAUAUAUUAAAUAUUGUAAUUUAAAUGCUGCACUUGGUUUAACAGCAUUAUUUCUUCUUUAUUUUGUUCGUUUUGUUUGUACACGAGCAGCUCAACGUUAUCCAACUCGUGCAAAAAUGUUUUUCUUUAUUAAUACACUUCGCACUGCUUUUGUUAUUCUUCUCUAUUUAUUAAUUUCAUUCUUAAUUAAUCGUGAACAUAAAUCUAAACCACGUACAUCUCUUCUUGGAGCUGUUCCAAGAGGUUUUCAAAAUAUGGGUGUACCACAUAUUGAUAAAAAACUAGCUUCAGCAUUAUUAGAAUAUUUGCCAUCGACUGUUAUUGUUCUACUUAUAGAACAUAUUGCUAUUGCAAAAUCAUUUGGUCGAAUCAAUAAUUAUAUUGUUGAUCCUAAUCAAGAAAUGAUUGCUAUUGGUGUAACAAAUAUGUUUGGUCCUUUUUUUGGUGCUUAUCCAGCAACUGGUUCAUUUUCUCGGACAGCAAUUAAAUCAAAAGCUGGUGUUCGAACACCAUUAGCUGGUCUUUUUAGUGGUAUGGUUAUUAUUCUUGCUAUUUAUGCUUUAACACCAGUAUUCUAUUGGGUUUCACAAGCUAGUUUAGCUGCAGUUAUUAUUCAUGCUGUUGGAGAUUUGAUUAUUGAACCAAGUACAUUAAAACAAUUUUGGCAAGUUAGUCCUAUAGAAUUUUUAAUUUUUUGGGCUGCUGUUAUUGUGACAAUAUUUUCCAAUAUUGAAGAUGGUAUUUAUGUUAGUAUUGCUUCAUCAGGUGCACUUUUACUUUAUCGUAUUGCUAAAGCACGUGGACAAUUUGUUGGUCGUGUACAAAUUCAUCAAAUUAUAUUAACAGCUGACAAUCAAAUUCGUUCAGCUAUACGAAAUAUUUAUGUUCCACUUGAUCGUUCAGAUGGUACAAAUCCAAGAGUUAUUCCAAUUUCACCUGGAAAUGGAAUAUUUAUCUAUCGUAUACAUGAAGGUUUUCUAUAUCCAAAUGCUGCUCAUUAUACUGAAAAAAUGGUUAAUCAAAUAUUUAGUGAAACUAGAGCUGGAAAUGCUAGUCCUUAUACUAAUCUUGGACAACAACCAUGGAAUUUACAAACUAGUCGUCAUCCAGAAAAAGAUAAUCAUUUAGAUGAUAAUCGUCCUCGAUUACAUGCACUUAUUUUAGAUUUUACUGGUGUUCCACAUUUGGAUAUAACAGGUUUACAAAAUCUUGUUGAUGUUCGUCGACAAUUAGAUGUUUAUGCUGAUUGGAAAGUUAGUUGGCAUUUCGUUGGUUUAUCUAAUGUAUGGAUAAAACGUGCACUUAUUUCAGCUGGAUUUGGAUCAUCAGAUCAAGGUCGAACAGUUUUCUCGGUAACACAAGCACCUAACGACGUUGAUCAUGAGAACACCCGUGAAGAAAAUACUAUGAUACUUGAAAAUAUGCAGUCAAAUAAUAAUGCAUCAGGUACGAAUCCAGUAUUAAUACCAAUACUUGAUAUUGAUCGGCCAUUAUUUCAUGCUGAUCUCGAUGAAGCUUACGAAGCAGCUGUUGCUAGUCUAUCUGUACGGCAAACGUCAGCUGAUUUAACUACAUCUACAACUACAUCUACAACUGCAUCUUAA
Messenger RNA from Adineta steineri, 2301 nucleotides. Lineage: Eukaryota; Metazoa; Rotifera; Eurotatoria; Adinetida; Adinetidae. The record is from the annotation of a GenBank genome assembly.